AUGUCUUCCGGUAGCGAUUCCGGCGACGAAGUCAUAAAUCGAGUGGUGCAACGCGUGCUUGCAAGGGCGGCACGAAGUCGUGAAGAAGUGAACCAGGAGGCGGUUCCAAGGCCAAUCCGGCGCCGUCAAUCAGACGACCGUGAUCACACUAAGGCUCACAACAGCUUGUACGCGGAUUACUUUGUCGAGGACCCAAGAUGGGGCCCGACGGUUUUCCGUCGGCGUUUCCAAAUGCGAAAAGAGUUAUUCUUGCGCAUCGUUAACGGGUUGUCAGUGCGUUACCCAGACUUCCAGCAGCGUUGGGACACUACCAACAAACCUGGACUGUCACCACUGCAGAAGUGCACAACUGCAAUUAGGCAGUUGGCAUACGGAGGAAUAGGAUGUGUCGACAUGUUCGACGAAUAUCUUCACGUCGCCGGCAUUACUGGUCGCGAUUGUAUGACGAAGUUUUGUAAAGGUGUGAUUCAAACUUUCGGUCCCACCUAUCUGCGGAAGCCGACUGCACAAGAUUGCCAGUUCCUGCUCAAUUUGCACGGGAGGGUGAACGGCUUCCCGGAUAUGCUGGGAAGCGUAGAUUGUAUGCAUUGGCUUGGAAGGACUGUCCGACCGCUUGGAGAGGCCAAUUUACGACCGGGUUCAAGGGCACAUAGCCAACCAUCAUUCUGGAAGCUGUUGCCGACCAGCGGCUAUGGAUUCGCAUGCGUACUUGUGGCCGGUCGAAUAACGACCUAA
Molecule: messenger RNA, 735 nt
Organism: Salvia hispanica
Lineage: Eukaryota; Viridiplantae; Streptophyta; Magnoliopsida; Lamiales; Lamiaceae
Source: RefSeq, a predicted model, not a curated record